AUGACUAGGAUCAGAAUCUCCGGCUGGGUCCGGACACCUCUGGAGGUGCAUGGUUCUCUGGCUGGGUCCAAAGGGGGUGUUUUGAACCGUGCAGCUCUGGAGGUGCAUGUCUCCGGCAGUGUCCCUAACAGAAAUAUGACCACCAUUCCACCCCCUGUCCAAACGUCCGGGACUACAGAAGGUUCCAUAAUUGACACAAUGGUCAGGUCUGUUCGGUCAUUCAUUGAAAACAUCAGUGGAGUGCCAAAGCCCUCAGCGCCAAAAUGGAAAAACCAUGAGGUCAAAACAUGGUUCAAAGAUGGAACUUUGUAUGUGGCACUUAAAGCUGACCGUAAAGUGUUAGGAAGGGCUCAACGGCUGGGAAGCAUCUACAAUUCCGCAUACGACGAUUUCACUUCGAGAAUCACAGCUUUGUUCGAACUUAGUAAUGAAAGCCUUGAUGACAGAGAGAUUGGGAGAUUAUGGUAUGAAUCAGUGUGUUGGGCCACAGAACGUGAUAAUGAUGGAAGAAGGAAACAAGGUGAAGCAGCUGGUGUGAGUAAUUCCUUCAGACCAUAUGUGGUGCACAGGCUACCAGCUGCACCAAGUGAAUCUGGUUGUGUAGAGCAUACACUUUACCGUACAAUACCUCCAGGACACUUCUGCCUACCAGCAUCCAAUCCAAGGUCUCUAGUUACUGGAGAACAAGUACCGAAUGGUUCUGAGAGUAUUGGCAAACAAGAAGACGUUUGCAGCAGCUCGAACAACUCGGACAACUCGAAGAGCUCGAAGAGCUCGAACGAUGAGUUAUUGGAGGCACUCAUCAUCACGACAAAAGCAGGAUUACGUCAACUUAUAGCCAAGGAAGAAAAUAACGUUCGAGAGACACCUCUCCGAACCCGCAAGGUAGAAUUCGGAGGAGUCAAAGAAUGGCGAUAUGAUUCACGUCUAAAUACCAAAGGUCGCCGUAAUUCUGGAGAAGAAAAUCAGAGUGUGAGGAGAUGGGUUCCUCAACCAGUGGGUGAAGCUUUGCGUUAUGGUGAGGUACCAACUACAGUCAUCAUAAAGGACUAUCGAUGCUGGGUUAUAGAUCCAUCCACUGGUCUUCGGUAUGCUGUCUUGACCAAUUACGAUGGGCCAAUACGCUCUGUUCAUAACAAUGUACAUGGCGAAAAUCAGGAGGAACUUGGGACCAACGACUCCGGCUCAACGGAAAGCUCAGGAAGUGAAGAUGGGGACGAUGAUAGUACUCUGGUCGAGAGUACCACGUCCUGUUACUGA
Molecule: messenger RNA, 1260 nt
Organism: Tremella mesenterica DSM 1558
Lineage: Eukaryota; Fungi; Basidiomycota; Tremellomycetes; Tremellales; Tremellaceae
Exons: 2
Coding region: 1-1260 (419 amino acids)
Source: RefSeq, a predicted model, not a curated record